This is a messenger RNA of Rosa rugosa (rugosa rose), 1610 nucleotides long. Its product is annotated as WAT1-related protein At5g07050-like. NCBI's taxonomy places the organism in Eukaryota, Viridiplantae, Streptophyta, Magnoliopsida, Rosales, Rosaceae. The transcript has 7 exons. Gene Ontology annotation, molecular function: transmembrane transporter activity. The record is from RefSeq and is a predicted model, not a curated record. Gene Ontology annotation, cellular component: plasma membrane. The coding region runs from base 161 to 1270 and encodes 369 amino acids.
UACGUCAGAGGAAUAAUUUAAUCAAGAACCUGAUACUACCAACAUGAAACAAGAAUCAAUUAAGAUCGACUCAACUAUCCUAUAAUCCUCUAUAUGAAUACUUGAAUGAAGUGCUAUACCAGCUUGUCAAGAAUUGAAAUAGAAGGAAGAAGAGGAGGCUAUGGCACAAAAGGCAAGUUCACAUGUGGGAGUUUGCAGGAAGUUCAAGCCUCACUUCCUCAUGGUUUUAGCUCAAAUGGGCUACACAUUUCUUUAUUUUAUCACAGAAGCUUCCUUCAAUCAUGGGAUGAACCCUCAUGUCUAUAUUACUUAUCGGCAUAUUGUUUCCGGCGUAGUGAUGCUCCCUUUUGCCUAUUUUCUUGAAAGAAAAGAAAGACCGAAGCUCACAUUUGCCCUUUUCUUGGAACUUUUUGUUCUUUCUCUUCUGGGGGUGGGUUUGACUUUAAACAUGUACUUUGCAAGCUUAAGAUACACCUCUCCAACCUUCCUUGCAUCAAUGGUCAACACAAUAGCUUCUGUCACUUUCGUAAUUGCCGUUGCCCUCAGGUUGGAGGCUCUUAAUCUUCGAAAUCCUCGUGGGUUAGCAAAAGUUUUGGGCACCCUAGUCUCUUUAGCAGGAGUAAUGACCAUGACUCUGUACAAGGGACCUACUGUGAGAAAUCUAUGGAGUCCACUAAUCCAUAUUGAAGGAAAAUCCUCCAUCCAUGAGAACUGGUUGAAGGGUUCAAUUCUCACUGUUGCUAGCUGCAUAACUUGGUCUGUCUGGUACAUUAUGCAGGCAAUCACGUUGAAAAGAUAUCCUGCACAACUGUCACUGACUACAUGGAUGAGCUUCAUAGGGGCAGCACAGUCAGCUGUGUUCACUGUGUGUAUUGAACAUAGACGAGCUGCUUGGACCGUUGGAUUCAACAUUGACCUCUGGUCCAUUCUGUACGCCGGAGUGGUGUGCUCUGGUCUAGUAAUCUUCAUUCAACUAUGGUGCACAGAAGAAAAAGGACCAGUCUUUGUGACCAUGUUCAAUCCUGUUUCAACAAUCUUGGUGGCAAUUCUAGCAUACUUUGUGCUCGGUGAAAGACUUUACAUCGGCAGCAUAUUAGGGGCAGCUAUCGUCAUUGUUGGCCUAUACUUGCUGUUGUGGGGGAAAGAAGGUGAUGAAGUUUACAUCAUUAAGUCUGAAGACUCAUCUGAUCAGACAUACGAACAGGAGAAAGAUGACAGAAUACGAACAAUCACUUCAGUCAAGAAGGAUGCAUUACAUGGUGAACCAUGAAGAUUUGAUUCAAUUUCGAAACCAAUAAAAUCCGAAACAAGAAGACGAAGUUGACAAGAAGUAUUAAGGAGCAAAGAUGGGAGCAUGAGAAAGAGGGAGUACAGACUUAACACUCCCGACUCUCCUUAAUUUUCAUAAAGUUUCACCUAUCUCUUUAUUUGAUUUACUUAUAGUAUUCGCCUCUUGUCUAUUCAAGAAACCCUCAAAUUUCAUCUACUUCAAUAUAAGCAUGCACAAGGCAGUUAAAAAACUGACAAAUUUAUAAAUGAAUAUGAAAACUGCAUCAGCUGGUGGGUAUGAGAAAGAAAUCUGUCCUGAAUGACCGUGAGAAUUGAACUUG